Molecule: messenger RNA, 1206 nt
Organism: Anthostomella pinea
Lineage: Eukaryota; Fungi; Ascomycota; Sordariomycetes; Xylariales; Xylariaceae
Source: the annotation of a GenBank genome assembly
AUGUCUAGCUCCGAAAGACGAAAUGAGCUCCGGGGGCUGCAGGGCGCUGCCCGUCCUCCCCCACGAUGGCAUGCCCUCUUGCUCGGACGGAAAGGCGCAUUCACGAGAGACCUGAGCGGACGAAUCAUGACAGACGCCCUUGGAAACGUCCGAUUUCGCUACUCGCCGAGCGAGCAGAAUUUCCCUAUCGACUCCAGUUCUUUCGAGCAUUGGCCUAUUCACAUUGGCAUUGCCCCGCAACUACCUUUACCCCGAAUCGCCGUCGUCUUCUUCGCGCCGGUGGUGAAUCAUGCAUGCUACGACAAGAGGGUUGUCACGGAGAUAGCGUGGUCGAUCUACGACACACACGAGAGGUGCUACGGCGCACGCAUCAAUCCCCGCCAGACUUUUCAGCGACGCUCGUCAGCUGGAGAUCGGGGAGUUUCGGUCCGUAUAUUCACGAAGACGUUUCAUAGGAUUAUCAUCGAGACAGCCGAUCACCACCCCGGCACUUGCGCGAAUCUCCUCCAACAUACGGCGCGACCGUAUGACUUUGUGUUCGGAAAGUCAGGAUUCACCAGACGCUCCGACAUUAAACAAACUCUCGAGCAAGCUUUCGACAUGGCGCGUAAAUGGAACCUGAGCCCAGGGCAGAUUGCAUCUGGCGCGGUUCGGCAUGUCGUCCACAUUGGAUGGGGCGAUGAAUUCCAUCAUGCAGCCAUUCGAUCCACGGACUGGUACUCUCAGUGUCUCUGUCUUGAACAGUGGGAUCUGGAAAUGCACCAUAUUAUACGAGACCGGUUUGACACCCAAAAGCCAUCAUUCGAGGAAUGUCUAGAAUCUUUGGGCCUGCCUACGAAGAUCAACGGCUACAGUAUCGCCAGAAAUGCCGGCAAUCAGAGCGCCUUCGCCAUCCACCUCCUUCUGGCCUUGUCUUUCCUCACCGCAGAACAGGUAGAGUGCCUCAAGGAUCAGCAGAACUUACCCUUGCUUGAUGCCAAGCUGGGCAGUGAGGAGGUGCUCACGCAUGCCAAUGUGCCCAUCGGCACACCGCGUACCAGCCAGCGUAUUGCAUACACCCAUCAGCCACGACCAACCGUGAGCACGUACCGGCGUAUCGAUCACGACACCCCCUCUUCGGCUGCUACAUAUCACUUGGGACAAGUCCCGGAUCGUGUCCCUGACCGAUACAAUGCCGACAUGUGCUUGCGGGACCAGAGGAGCUAA